Gasterosteus aculeatus aculeatus (three-spined stickleback) is the source of this 1579-nucleotide messenger RNA. NCBI's taxonomy places the organism in Eukaryota, Metazoa, Chordata, Actinopteri, Perciformes, Gasterosteidae. The record is from RefSeq and is a predicted model, not a curated record.
GCUUUUAUACAGCGCUGCUGUGGAGGACGCUUCACAUCCACCCGGCCCUCUGGGACCCAACAUGGCCGCCGCUGCCAGAGGAGACAAACGUGGAGACAAACACCCAACAUGCAACCCAGGGGAGUUCAGGAUUGUGAUGGUGGGGAAGACCGGCGUUGGGAAGAGCGCUACUGGAAACACCAUUCUGGGAAAACAGUUCUUCCAAUCAGAGUUCUCCCCUAAAUCUUCGACAAAGGUCUGCACAAAGGCCGUUGGUGAAGUGAACGGGCAAAAGGUUUCUGUUAUUGACACUCCGGGUCUGUUUGACACCAGGGUUGAUGAGAAGAAAACCAUUGAAGAUCUAGGCCGGUGCAUGUACUAUGCUUCUCCUGGACCACAUGUCUUCCUGGUCCUCGUCCCACUGGGCAGAUACACAGAGGAAGAGAAGAACACAGUGCUGAAGCUCCAGAAGGUGUUUGGAGAAGGUGCAGACAGAUACAGCAUGGUUCUCUUCACCCACGGGGACCAGCUCAAAGGGAAACCUAUCGACGAGUUCAUACAGGAGAGCGAAGAACUGAAGGAACUUGUGGCCAAAUACAACGGCCGCUACCACGUCUUCAAUAACGAGGCGAAGGAUCCGUCGCAGGUCACAGAGCUGCUGGACAAGAUCAGGAAGAUGAUGGAGGAGAACGGAGGGAACCAUUACACCACUGAGAUGUUUCAGAAGGCAGAGAAGGCGAUUAAAGAGGAGAAACAACGAAUCCUUAAAGAGAAAGAAGAACAAAUGCGCAAAGAGCAGGAGAGACUUGAGAAUAAAAUAAUGGAAACAAAGAAAGCGCAGAAGGAUCCAGCUGAAACACUUCCAGUCUCUCUCCUCGGGUGCCCUCACCUUGAGAUCUCUCUCUGUGGGUGCCUCGCCCCCAAAAUCUCUCUCCUGGGUGCCUUUCCUUUUAGGAACCUCUUAUAUAACAGACCCCUGAUGGUCGGAGGGUGCAUCGUAUUUCCUUUCAGACGUCAAAAUAGGCAAAUGCGCAGAUCCAAGUUCAUGAAAUAUCAUAUCAUUGCAAAUUUAAUUAACUAUGUAGAAAUCAUGAAGACACAACAAUACAUCUGAUGCAUCAGGUCCAUGAUGGAUGUUUAUCAAAUUAUAGACAUUGGUGUCGUAGAAAGCGCUUCCAAUCAGAUUCUUCACAUACUUUUUAAUGCUCUACUUUGUAGUUAACGAGGACAUUGUACAAAUUAUUUAACUGCAUAACUACGUUGACAAAACUUUACGGUUGUUGUACCUAAGGGGGAAAUACACAUGGGCUGAUAAUUGAAAAGUUGUUUUUUUAAUGCCAAAUAUCAUUGUACGGGUUUACGGAAGGUUAUUUUGAGAGAACGUUAAAAGUUCACAAGCGCUCACAGAACUGCUGCUGUUUCCUGUAAAUGGGGAUGGGAGGGGUGGACGUGGUUUGUGCUGUUCUAUCAACAAGGAACUAUUGGAACGCAGGAGAACUGGAUGUUGAACAUGUGUAAAGAUUGAACAGGACAAUCAAGGGUGUGACUCAUGGCUGUCAAUCGGUUAAAAGUUGAAUAAAUAAAAAAAUACAGGACCUGA